Messenger RNA from Pleurotus ostreatus (oyster mushroom), 1122 nucleotides. It is a transcript of the gene SHE9, whose product is annotated as sensitivity to high expression protein she9. The record is from RefSeq and is a predicted model, not a curated record. Lineage: Eukaryota; Fungi; Basidiomycota; Agaricomycetes; Agaricales; Pleurotaceae. Gene Ontology annotation, cellular component: mitochondrial inner membrane. Gene Ontology annotation, biological process: inner mitochondrial membrane organization. Bases 1 to 1122 code for a protein of 373 amino acids. The transcript is spliced from 2 exons.
AUGCACAGGUCGCCCAGACAGCUAGUUUUCUAUGCACGGCGGUUCUCAGCUCUAUCCCCCAUUCCACCUCCUUCACAGCCAAAUGCAGCAGUUUCACCCAGUAAUCCUCCUGCUGGAGCCUCCGAGGUUCGUGAACCUACCGUAGGGACGUCGAAGCAGCCUUCGGAAGACGUAGAAUCCCCCAAGGUCCUCCCAGUGGCCUUUCGGGAAUGGUCAGGCCCCGCAGCGGCCGCGUUUCGCCGCUACGCAGACCAGUUCACAUUGUCAGCAAGAACUACUUUCUCUCAGCUGGGUUCACAAUUAAACAAGGUGACGGGCUACGAGGAAAUUGAAGCGUUGAAACGAAGAGUUGUGGAACAGGAAAGCAGAAUAGAGGAAACACGACGUGCUGCCAAGGAGGCGAAGGUCGCAUACGAACAGGCCGUCUCACAGCGCUCCAGGUCACAGAAGGAGGUUAAUGACCUCCUUCAGCGCAAGUCCACCUGGAGCGAUGGCGACGUGGGUCGAUUCACCACGCUCGUUCGUCAAGAUCAUCUCUACGAACAAGAAGAACAGCGCGCGCAAGUCACCGUCGAUGAAACCGAAGCCUCCGUCGAACGUGAGUUUAGCGAGCUCAUGCGCACGAUUCUUGCGAGGUACCACGAAGAGCAGGUAUGGUCCGACAAAAUUCGCAGCGCGUCGACGUAUGGUUCGUUGGCUGCUCUUGGCCUCAAUUUGUUUGUGUUCAUUACGGCGAUUUUGGUGGUCGAACCUUGGAAGCGGAAGAGGUUGGCGCAGACGUUUGAGAAGAAGGUGGAGGAACUCAGUCAGGAGACGGCCUCUAUGGUCGACGAGCGCGUGGGCAGGGUAGAAGCUCUCUUGCAGGCGCAGGCAGAUCUCCUGCUAAUGUCAACUACUGCAAGAGUUUCUACUGCACCCGCCGUCGAGCUACCAGAGCAGAUCCCUGGACGAGGGCCUCUUGAAGUUGAGGCGAAACCACCAUUGACAAAAUCCUCGGGACCUACCUCUAUCUCAGCUCUUAAUGCACUAUUGAGUAGCCCCGACAUGCAGGCGGUUCUGGCUGCUGGCGCGCUAGUAGCAGGAUCCGCCGGGUGGUUGUUACGUGCGUGGUUUGAUAGAUGA